UAUUGAUAAAAGGGUACUUGGCAGUAUAAAUACGACUGGGUGUCACGUCCAUGGCCAAGUAAGCUGGCCAAGAUGUUCCCGAAACAAGCCAAGAUCCUCGUCUUCUGCCUCUCACUGGGCCUCUCGCUGGCGGUGAAGCUACAGAUUCCCUUCAGACCAGACGCCCACAUCCAGGAGUUGCAGGUGCAGAGCAGGGAGCUGGCCGAAGUCCACUCGGAUCGUUCCACACAGUGCUUCCUGAUUUACAAGCCCAAAUUGGCCAAAAUCGCGGAUGAGUUCGAAACUAACUUUGCGGCUUGCAUCUCGGCAUAUGACAAUUCCACAGCCCUGAUCAACGAAAAGUAUGCCGAGGAUCGCCAGAUCAUACUGAGGUCCGCCAACAUCGGUUGCUCCUAUCCCAACUCCAAUUGCCAGGUCUGGACAGCAGAGCAGCAGUCGCUGGACACCGUGGUCUCCCGCCUCGACUGCGCCGCCAUCAAUUCGGCCGACAGCUCCAAGACCUUCUACGGCAUUUCGGCCAAUGCCACGCAGAUUGCAGUUGAGAUCCAGGGCGAAUAUACCCUCAUAGAAAGUCGGAGGACAGUUUGCCUUAACGACGCAGAUCGCACUUACGUGGAGGACACCUCCAAGACCUACGACCUUUUGAACGACUGCCUCAAGAACGGAAUCCCAACCACCACUUGUGAGCCUCUUACUACUACUACUACAACACCAGCUGUGGAGAAAACAACUGCAAAAGUUUUAAACUAAAAGAAAUUCGAUUAAUAAAUAUGAAGCAACGCAAA
Molecule: messenger RNA, 785 nt
Organism: Drosophila yakuba
Lineage: Eukaryota; Metazoa; Arthropoda; Insecta; Diptera; Drosophilidae
Exons: 1
Coding region: 73-750 (225 amino acids)
Source: RefSeq, a predicted model, not a curated record